Lingula anatina is the source of this 1149-nucleotide messenger RNA. Its product is annotated as serine hydrolase-like protein. Gene Ontology annotation, cellular component: membrane. The record is from RefSeq and is a predicted model, not a curated record. NCBI's taxonomy places the organism in Eukaryota, Metazoa, Brachiopoda, Lingulata, Lingulida, Lingulidae.
ACAAGACAAGCUAUUUGAUAAUAUUUCAAUUAUCUGAAAAAAUGAUGACAUUUAGGUUUGCAGCUGUUAUUGCUAUUGAGUAAUAAAAGUACAAGUGCACUCAAGUCACCUACAGUAGAGUUUGUCGCGGAUGUCUCGACUCCUGCGGUCAAUAUACAGGUACAACUUCAGACACACUAUGGCUACAAGUUCCACGAGUGGUGCUAGAAAACUACAGCUGACAGAUGAGGUAAGGUUUCCAGUCCCCUGGGGUCAUAUAGCAGCCAAGGUUUGGGGUGACCCAGGGGGGCGGCCUGUUUUGGGACUUCACGGCUGGCAGGACAAUGCCAACUCAUUUGAUGCCUUAGCUCCCUUACUUCCAACAGACUUCUACUUUAUAGUCCUGGACUUCCCUGGUCAUGGUCGUUCCUCUCACAGACCUCCUGGUCUCCCGAACCAGUUUGUGGAGUAUCUCUUUGAUAUCAAGAGAGUCGUUGAUGUGCUGAAGUGGAAGAGGUUCUCCAUAAUAGGCCACAGUAUGGGAGGAGGGAUAGGAGUAACAUUUGCAGGUCUGUUCCCAGAGCUUGUGGAGAGGGUCGUGUCUCUGGAUUUGAUGGCACCUGUGUCAAGAGAUCCUGAAAUGGCACCGUCACUGUUGAGGACGUCUAUAGAGCAGACACUGGGUAUUGAAGCUGUUAAUAAAGAAGAGAAGACAUACACUCCUGAGGCAGCUUUGAAAAGACUUCUUGAUGCUAAUGCCUCUCUGACAGAAGAAGCUGGGAAAAUACUUCUAGAGAGAGGAACCAAAGUUUUGGAAGAUGGAAGAGUAAUGUUUACAAGAGAUCAUAAAGUAAAAACAAGGACGCCAUUAUCAUUUUCCAACGAUCAUCUCUUAGCGUUCAUCAAACAAAUGAAGUGUGAAUAUCUUGCCUUGAGGUUUCUUCAUAGUCCUGACUUUGAAAAGGCACGAAGGCAACAAUUUUCUGAAGCAUUCAGCCAGAGUUGUUCCAAGUUUGAAUAUGUCGAGUUGCCAGGAAAUCACUAUGCCCAUCUUGUAUCAGCAGAAGUUGUGGCGCCAUCUGUAUGCCAGUUUUUCUCAGAAUAUCUGUCGUCUGCUGAGAAUCGUUUUGCCUGUUAGGGAACUGUUCUUCAGAGGUGACUGAUGAAUAA